AUGGACGACGUCCUGAACGCGACGCGGACGGAGACGGAGACGAAAGAAGCGGAUUUCAGGGUUGCUACCACCCGUGUUUACGCGUCAUUCACCGUCGAUGAUCGCCAGUACGAAGAGAGCGCGGAGUAUAAAGCCUUUGUCAUCGCAACGAGUCACGCGCUCGAUUCAACAUCAAGGAUGAGAACGCCAAUCGAUCCGCCUCGCGCGGGUGGCGCCGAAAUAUUUCGUCUCGACCUUGCAAACGCAACAAAGACGAUCGAAUUCAUUGAUCAUCACCGAACGCGGUCGUUUUAUCGCGUGACGUGUUGCGUUUCGGUUGGGCGAUCGACUUUUGUACUAUCCUUCGACGACGGCUCAGAGUGCACCGUGCGGUCGCCGAGUCGCGAUCCAGUAAGACACUUGCGAGGAACAACCAAUGAUCCUUGCGUCGCCAAAGAUCUCAGCCUACCUUAUCCGGACGAUAUCACGUUAGAGUUUACGCCAAGCGAGCGAGCGACGUUCGACGAGUACCGAGGAUUUUAUCGUGGAAGUUACGAGAAAAUGAUGCGAGCCAAAUCGAAAUUUGCGCUCGCGGUGAGAUUUGAUGAAGGCCCGCGCUUGAGAGCUACGGCGCGUUUUCGAGGUGUAUCCUCAUUUCGAGAUUGUGAACGGCGAAAGAGUCUCACCGUAGAGCUCGACGGGCGAGGCGUGCGCUUGAUGCCUGGUUCCUUCGGGACAAAAUUCCUGCUGAUCAGCCUGUGCAUCGAUGAUCGAUACGUAAAGACACACCUCGUGUUGUCGAUGGCGAAGGCGCUCGGGACGUUUCCGCACGCUUUUCGAUACGUCAGGUUAAAAAUACGCACACGUGGUCAGAAAAGAGUGGAACAUUCUGGCUUAUACCUGCUCAUGGAUGACCCAAAGUCUUCGCUCGAGCGCGCGCACAAUCAGCUCUCCGUCGUCGUGCGCCGACGGUUCGAUCCAGCGAGGAAGAAUUUUACCAGUUCCAAGGGUGUGCCCGAAGUGAAAUCUUAUCCAAAUACAGAUAUUGAAGCAAUCGCAGGUCGCGUACGAUACGAACGCGUCGUUCUCGCAAGCGAGAGCUGCGAAGAUAAAGCUUGUUUCGACGUUUUGAACAAUUUGAUCGACCUAGAAGGCUACCUUAGUUGGAUGGCGCUGAUGACGUGGGUCGAGUCGGGCGAUUACGUCGAUGAACUCUGGUUAUACGCAUCAAAUGAGAAUGAUGGGAAGCACCGUUUCAAAGUUCACGCGUGGGACCCUGACGAUUCUUUUGAGUCUUGUCAUCACGGCGGCGAAGAUGCAAUCGUUGGGCUAGGCAAUCUCCUGUACUGCGCGGAGGGCGCCAUCGAUCGCGUACUCGUACGAUCUGAAAGCAUGCGUGCUCAUUACAUCAAGAUUCUCAACGAAGUUCUUCGAGAUAGACUAAACGAGCGAGCACUUCGGGAGAUCGUUGAUGCGCAAGAAGGACAAAUUCGUCGGCUCCUCAACGACGAUGACACCGCUCUCGGCCUGCUUGAGCUUCGGGAAAUCGAGCCAUCGAUCGAUAGCGCGACGGAGGCUGUGAGUGAAAUCAUCGGUUCAUUGCGUUAUUACAGAGACGUGAUAAAUUUUCGCAGACGUUCCUUGUUGCGCGACGCAGAAGCUUACGCAUCAUUCGACCCGAGCGCCACGGCGUGGACGUCGCAACCAACGGCGGACGAUUGCGACGAUGGUGCGCCUACAUUAGUGACGCAAGUACGAAGUUAUGAUAGGAUUGAUCAAGAUAUUUUGCUCAAAGUCAGUGGUAAUGGUGGAUCAUACGCGCUGAACGUGUCUUUUGAUCCCAUCGUUGUCUACAAUGGCUCGACGUACGUCGCCACGCGAGACGAGUUCGUGCUGGAGAGAUGGUCUUCUGAACAACACGAAAAUGUCACACGCAUGGCGAUGUCAUCGCCAUGCGUGAGAACUUUCAUCGGGGGUGGAUACAUCGUUCUGAGUUCCAUUUGCGAUGACUCAAUCCCUCACAUGUUUUCACUGCAUCAUCGAUUCUGGCAUGGUUUUGCCAACGCGUCUUCGCCGAUGAUAGUUAGUCGCCUACUCGGAUGUGUGUGA
This is a messenger RNA of Ostreococcus lucimarinus CCE9901, 2088 nucleotides long. RefSeq lists its product with no specific name. Lineage: Eukaryota; Viridiplantae; Chlorophyta; Mamiellophyceae; Mamiellales; Bathycoccaceae. The record is from RefSeq and is a predicted model, not a curated record. The transcript has a single exon. Bases 1 to 2088 code for a protein of 695 amino acids.